CUUUGUCUGUAAAAAAUCUUCUUUAAUUUUCUCUUCCUCUUAGUUGCCUUCUUCUACUUACUAUAAGCUCUCUCUGCUUAGUGCUUCACUAGCCAAAUAAACCCACCUUCAAAAACACUCUUCAUUUUGCUUCUUCUCAUCUCUCUUGAAUCUCUGAUCAUCCUUCUCUCCAUCCCUUCUUCAUUUAUCUUUAAUUUAAAGCUUUUGAUUUUAAUUCAAAGCAAAAGGUUUUAUUGUUUUAAACUCUUUCUCUUAAUUUUGUAUUUGCAUGUGAUCAUAAAAUGUUGGAGGAAGGAAACUAAUAGUACGUAGGUACUCACUCUAAUUCUUACUUCUCUUUUUCUGUUUCAACUCAGGAAACAAUUUUAUGUGUUUUUCCCUGCCCAUCAUCUUCUUAACUUCUUUGAUUGAUAGAUAGAAAGAUGGGUGUCCAGUGCACUAAUUUGUUUGCAGCUUAGAUACAUAUCCACACUACUCAGUCAUUAUAACAUUAAUUGCUCAAAUCUUGAAACAACCCAAACUUUGAGCCUAGACAAGGAAGACAACCAAAUUGAAAGCCUUGUUUUGUAACCCUACCUGCGCUAUACUUGCUUCUUAAGUAGUAAUCCUUCUUCUUAAACACCAUUUUCUUCUUUCCAUUCCAUGUAGAAAAGCUCUUGACUCUUUUGUGAUCAGCAUAGUCUCUCAAUUAUUUGCCUGUCUCUCUUCCCAUCUUGCUUCCCUUUUCUUUUCUUUUCUUUUCUUUUUUGUUUUUGAAAUUUCCAAAGUUGGAUGAAAAAGAGACAAACAGUAAGUAGGAAAAACAAAACCUGGCUAGUGUCAAAUCUUUAGGGCAUCAUCACUUUUUGUUUUUUGCUGUUACUAAUUACAGGCCUUAAGAUCAUCACUUAGGUCUUUCUCUCUCACAAAAAAAAAACAGAAGAAGCAGUAGUAGUAACUAGUAAGUACCUCUUCAUACAUUUUGAUCAUACCUCCGGGUCUGUUUUUUAUAAGCUCUUUCCCCCAAAAUAUGUUUUUUCUAAUAUUCCUCACAUUUUAAUUCUUCCUUUUUGUUAUUUUCUUAUCCUUGGUCUCUGCCAUUUUUAUUAAAACAAAAACUAAAAAACAAAAGUUGGAUGAUGAUAAUUACUACUUAGAUAAUGGGUGUCUAGAAUCUCACACCUGCAGGCAGUCUGAUCCUACCAACAAGCCAGAGAGUGAGUGAGUGAGAGAAGAGGGGAAAAAAAAAAAAAAAAAAAAGCUUAUUAAAAACCUAUUAAGACAAGUUUCGAGAGAAAAAACAAUAUAUACUGUAAACUAAUUAAUCAUUUUAAGACUCUCAUCUGUCUUUCUUUCUUUCUUUCCUCCUUCUCUUUUGGUCUCCAAACCAACAGCACACAAAAGUGCAAGUAAGCAAGCACACUUAACUAGCUUUCACACUUCCAUCCAGAGAGAGAGAGAUAGAGAGAGAGAGGGAGAUGGAUCUUUCUAGUCAUGAAGGAGAAAUACCGAUCCCAAUAACCAGCAGUUAUGGAGGAGGAGUACACAGUCAUGUUCAUGCUGCUCACGUAAUUCAUCAUGAACCUACUUCACACAACCACAUUAUUAUCCCUUCAUCAACAGCACCUCAUCAACUUCCUUCAAAUGGAGCCAUUAUAUCUCCUACUACCAUAGAUGACCAUAUGCCGUACACAAAGAAGCUGGUCAAGUAUAGAGAAUGUCUCAAGAACCAUGCAGCAGCCAUGGGUGGAAAUGCAACAGACGGCUGUGGAGAAUUCAUGCCAAGUGGUGAAGAAGGUAGCCUCGAAGCUUUAAAGUGUUCAGCUUGUAAUUGCCAUAGAAAUUUCCAUAGGAAGGAGAUUGAAGGUGAAGCUACUUCCUGUGAUUUCUACCGCCCUUCACAUCUCAACAGCAAAAUGGGAAGGAAGAUCAUUGUGGGUCAUCACAAACUUUUGGGAUCAGAAGCUUUAGGGUACCCUACAGGUGCUAUCAUACCUUCCAGAGGAGCACAACCACCUCAUCAUCACCAUCAUCCGUUGAUACUUCCUUAUAACAUGAGUUCACUUCCUUCAGAGUCUGAUGAACAAGAAGGUGUUGGUGGUGGUGAUCAUGGAAUCUUGGCAAGAGCUUCACAUGCUGCGAAAAAGAGGUUUAGGACCAAAUUCUCACAAGAUCAGAAGGAUAAAAUGUUGAACUUUGCUGAGAAAGUUGGGUGGAGGAUACAAAAGCAAGAAGAAUCUGUUGUUCAACAAUUCUGUCAGGAAAUUGGUGUUAAGAGAAGAGUUCUUAAGGUCUGGAUGCACAACAACAAACUUAAUCUGGCCAAGAAACAGAAUAACAAUUCUUCCUCUACUCCUUAAUUGAUUUCUCUCUUUUCCCUGUCAUCUUUUAUUAAUGGUUGUGUGUAAUUUAGUUUAGUUUAGUUGGACAUGAAGUUUAUGAUUAGAUCGUUUGGUUCAAAAACAAACUAUGGACGUUCUUGUUUAGAAUUGGAUUAUCAAGUCUGAAAACCCAUUUUAAUUAUCUUAGUUAAUCUAAUUUUUCCUAGUUAAUUAAUGAAGUAGCUAGCAGCUAGUAGUAUAGGAGUGUUGUCUCUCUAUGAGUUUUACUUUUUCAUAGAAUUCAGUUCAUGAAAUGAUUAAUCAAAAGGAUGUGUUG
This is a messenger RNA of Papaver somniferum (opium poppy), 2637 nucleotides long. RefSeq names its product zinc-finger homeodomain protein 4-like. Lineage: Eukaryota; Viridiplantae; Streptophyta; Magnoliopsida; Ranunculales; Papaveraceae. Gene Ontology annotation, cellular component: nucleus. The record is from RefSeq and is a predicted model, not a curated record. Gene Ontology annotation, molecular function: DNA-binding transcription factor activity; transcription cis-regulatory region binding. Gene Ontology annotation, biological process: regulation of developmental process; regulation of DNA-templated transcription. Bases 1458 to 2339 code for a protein of 293 amino acids. The transcript has a single exon.